GGUGUCAGUUUGCGGAGGCUCCGGUUCCGGCCAUCCCGGCAGGGAGACGUGUAACUUGGGCCGGACAUGGCCGAGAAACGACCGACCGGAGCCCAGCCCGGGCCCCCCGGAACCAACCUGCUCUUCUCAGACUCGGACUUCAGCUUCUCCGUCCCCUUCAUCCCCGUCAGCCAACCCAGCGAUGAUGCCACUGAGGUUGGGGAGGAAGACAGUUUUCUGGGACAGACAUGUGAUGCUCACAGCCCACCACAGAUGCUUAGCUACUUUGCACAACCCCUGGGGAGUAGCAAUGACCCAUUUGCUGCAAUUGUACAGCCACCCCUUAACACGGCACCUCCGUCAUCUGCGCAUGUCGCUUUCUCUAAGCCUCCAGCAUCAAUUCCCUUGGCAUCUGGACCUCAAAAUGGACAAAACCCGGUUCCCUUACAAACUCCAAAGCCCAUCUCUAUAAGCAAUAUACCUCCGGCUUCCAAAAGUAGAAGUGAUUUCCAGCCAGCCUCACAGCAAUGCCCCCCACCCACCACCUUUGCAGCUCCUGUGUCAGGGUCAUCACAAGCUGUGUUUAAUCCCUACCGUCAUAAUGUGAACAGCAGUCGGGCCAACCCAUAUCUAACCCCACCGCAGCUUCAAGAGACAAUGGGUCACUCCACGCAGACAGCCCAGUUUGGACCGCCUCCACACAUUUACCAAGGACCUGCUGCUCCUCUGCCGCCACCUCCACCAGCUGCUUCGUCGUUUCCACCUUCAGUACAGCUCUAUUCCAACACGAGACCUGCAGGUCCUUUGGUGCCUGGGACACCUACUUUUAUGCAGAACCUAUAUGAGCCCGUACAGCCGCACUGGUUUUACUGCAAGCAAGUGGAGGGCAAGACAAUUUGGCUGCCAUUUAGCAACUAUGAUUCGUUAAAUCUGGAGGAGAUUUAUAACUCUGUCCAGCCAGAUCCGGAGAGUGUAGUAAUUAGUACAGACGGUGGUCGUUACGAUGUCUAUCUCUACGAUCGGGAGAGGAAAGCGGUUUUCUGGGAUGAAGAGGAGUCCGAAGUCAGACGCUGCUCCUGGUUCUACAAGGGAGACAUGGACAGCAGGUUCACCCCAUAUAGCGAGGAAUUCAGUGAGAAGCUGGAGGCAAAGUAUAGGAAAGCCAUUACCAGUAACCAGUGGCACAGGAGGCUGGAGUUUCCAGGAGGAGAAACCAUUGUGAUGCACAAUCCCAAGGUGAUUGUUCAGUUCCAGCAUUCUGCUGUUCCAGAUGAGUGGGGAACCCCUCAAGAUGGGCAGGCCAGGCCCCGUGUGGUGAAACGAGGCAUUGAUGACCAUGAUGAAAUUCCAGAUGGUGAAGCGCCUCAGGCUGACCAUUUAGUAUUUAUGGUACAUGGCAUCGGACCAGUUUGUGACUUGCGCUGUAGAAGCAUUGUGGAGUGUGUGGAUGAUUUCAGAACAGUUUCCCUAAAGCUUCUCCGAACCCACUUUAAGAAGCCACAUGAAGAAGGCAGAGUGAGGCGCGUUGAGUUCCUGCCGGUGCAUUGGCAUAGCACCCUCCAUGGAGAUGCCACUGGGGUGGAUCGGCAUAUUCGAAAGAUCUCACUACCCAGCAUCAGUCGCCUCCGCCACUUCACCAAUGAGACCCUUCUGGAUAUCUUAUUCUACAACAGCCCGACUUACUGUCAGACCAUUGUGGAUAAAGUCAGUUUGGAGCUCAACCGCCUGUACGAGCUGUUCAUGAGUCGAAACCCAGGCUUUAAAGGAGGCGUGUCCGUGGCAGGCCACAGUUUAGGUUCAUUGAUUCUAUUUGACCUGCUUUCCAAUCAGACUGAUUUAAGGUCUACAUCUCCCAUGCCUGUUGUUUCUCCCCCUGUAAAUGGCCCUUUGAAAAAAGAAAUUGCGGACAACAAACCGAUAUCUGGCGCCGCCCUACUGGAUCGGCCUCAUGUUCCUGAUGAAGCCAGUGACUCGGACUUGCUGCAGGAAGAUUCACUAAAUCUGGAGGAGGCUCUGGAGUCCCUCAGCCUGGCGGAGUAUGUCAGUGUGUUUGAAAAGGAGAGGAUGGACAUGGAGUCCCUGCUGAUGUGCACAAUUGACGAUUUGAAAGAGAUGGGAAUCCCUCUAGGACCUCGGAAGAAGAUUGCCAAAUAUGUGGAGUCAAGAGUUGCCAAUCAGGCACAGAGGAAAGCUGCAGAGGAACACAGAGCUGCUCUGAAUGCCCAGAUUAAAGCCCAAGAGGAAACCGCUGCCAAGAUCAGCUCGGCUGAUGGCAACCAGAGCACAGAUUCCUCUAAAACUAAGCUGCCUGUUGGUGUUUCUGUCUCCUCCGUUCAUGUUGACUACCAGUACUUUGAUAUAGGUACCGGACAGGUGUCUGUAAGAUAUAACCCUUUGGAUUUUGAGCCAACAAACUUCUUUGCACUUGGGUCUCCCAUCGGCAUGUUCCUGACUGUACGCGGCCUGGAUAAGAUCAAUGAAAAUUACCGGCUACCAACCUGCAAGGGCUUCUUCAAUAUUUACCAUCCGCUGGAUCCUGUAGCCUACAGACUUGAGCCUAUGAUCAUUCCAGAUGUUGAUCUGAAGCCGGUUCUUAUUCCACAUCACAAAGGCAGAAAGAGAUUGCAUCUCGAGCUGAAGGAAAGCCUGACUCGAAUGGGCUCCGAUUUAAAGCAGGGGUUCAUCAGCUCCCUCCGCUCCGCCUGGCAGACACUAAAUGACUUUGCGAGAGCUCAUACAUCCUCGGCACAGCUUCAGGCAGAACUGGAGAAGGUGGCAGACCAGAUCCAAGAAGAAGAAGCCAAGCAGCAGCAGGAGGUGGAAGCUGAGAAGUUAGAAAGUUCUGAACCAUUCCGGGAGGAAGAGCUGUCUGUCAUGGUUGGGAUGUUAAACGGUGGCCGCCGUAUUGACUAUGUCCUGCAAGAGAAGCCCAUUGAGAGUUUCAAUGAGUAUCUGUUUGCUCUGCAGAGUCAUCUCUGUUACUGGGAAUCUGAAGACACGGCUCUUUUAAUCCUGAAAGAAAUCUACGUUUCCAUGAACGUUGUUCCGGAUCAGCCUCUGCACUGAAACAGCCUUCUGCCCAUUACAUGUCUUGGACGUCUGAGUUGGCUUCCAUGAUGGCAUAUCUGCUCUUCUCGUGGCGAUUCGGAGGAGAGGAGUUGAUUUUGUGUGCGAUGUACCUUUCAAUAGGAAGAGAUUAAAUCUACCAUAUCAAGUUGGACACUGAGUAGAUACCGAUCGAUGCAACAGUUUUGUUUCAGCCUCUUUUUUACAGUUUAGUUGAAUCUGCGCAGCAGGUAGAUGGCGACCUGGUUUUCCUUCAGGGGACGGGAGUAUAACCCUCAUUGGGAAUAGUGAAUCUCCAACCUGCAACAUUUUAGUCCUCCCUCUCAGUGGCUGGAAAUGUUUCUCAGUUCCCCCUUAUAAUAAUUCUUGUCUGCAAUCAGUGCGAUAGUUUGAAGGACUGCUGUGAUUAUAGACUCAUAUUUUUUUUUUUUUGUUCUUUUUAAACAAAAGGUUUAUUCAAUAUUAUUGCAAAUGAUUUAUAAAACAAAAAGUAGAUUUUAGCAAUGUA
This is a messenger RNA of Pelobates fuscus (common spadefoot toad), 3553 nucleotides long. RefSeq names its product SEC23 interacting protein (gene SEC23IP). NCBI's taxonomy places the organism in Eukaryota, Metazoa, Chordata, Amphibia, Anura, Pelobatidae. Gene Ontology annotation, cellular component: cytoplasm; COPII-coated ER to Golgi transport vesicle. Gene Ontology annotation, molecular function: protein binding; glycerophospholipase activity; metal ion binding. The transcript has 19 exons. The record is from RefSeq and is a predicted model, not a curated record. The coding region runs from base 67 to 3045 and encodes 992 amino acids.